Messenger RNA from Drosophila innubila, 1789 nucleotides. It is a transcript of the gene Nplp1, whose product is annotated as neuropeptide-like 1. Lineage: Eukaryota; Metazoa; Arthropoda; Insecta; Diptera; Drosophilidae. Bases 260 to 1786 code for a protein of 508 amino acids. The transcript has 5 exons. The record is from RefSeq and is a predicted model, not a curated record.
UCCGGAACUAGCAGACACAGCGAAAACGCUGUCCGUUAAAAUUGAAAACAGUUUGAAUCAAUUUAAAUCAGUUUGAGAGUGACUGUGCACAGUUAACUUAACCGUUGCAUACUUUUAGGCAUUUCAUUUGUUUUGUGAGUGUGCUUCAAGCCGCCUUCUCUACUCGUCCGUGUCGCUUAGUAGUUGACAGUAAAAUAAAAAAACCAAUUAACACGGUCUUAACUGCAAACAAGGAGCACUUUUCAUAACAACCAGAACAAUGCAAUCCGUGCACAAAACUGCACAGAGGAGCAAGUGGAUGCUGCUGCUGCUCUCGAUGCUACUCAAUGCGGCAAUGCAGCCACGCGCGUUUGCCGUAAAUGCCACAGAGGAUAUUGGAAAUGUGUCUCCCUGUGAAAUGGAGUCGAUAAUAAAUCAACUCAUGAAUCCCAGUCCGGAGUAUCAGCUACACGCUUCCGCAUUGCGCAAUCAACUGAAGAAUCUGCUGCGGGAACGUCAACUGGCUGUGGGAGAAGAGCAGCCGCUGGGCGAUUACUCCGAUUACAUAGAUGAGGACAAGCGUUCGGUGGCUGCGUUGGCCGCCCAGGGAUUGCUGAAUGCCCCCAAGCGCAGUCUGGCCACACUGGCCAAGAACGGUCAACUGCCCACAGUUGAGCCUGGUGAUGAUUAUGCCGAUGCUGAGUCUGAAGAGCCCAGCGAACAGAAACGCUACAUUGGCUCCCUGGCCAGGGCUGGUGGCCUAAUGAGCUUCGGCAAACGAAAUGUGGGCACCCUGGCACGCGACUUUCAGUUGCCCAAUGGCAAACGCAAUCUGGCCACCAUGGCACGACUCCAGAGUGCACCAAGCACCCAUCGGGAGCAGCCGAAACGCAAUGUGGCCGCCGUGGCACGUUACAACUCGCAACAGCAUCAGAAUCAGCGCGGCAGCGCCGAGAAACGCAAUCUGGGUGCAUUGAAGUCAUCUCCGGUGCAUGGAGCUCAGCAGAAGCGCGACGAGGAGGAGAUGCUGCUCCCAGCUGCUGCUGUGCCCGACUAUGCCGACUCCAUGCAGAGCUAUUGGUGGUAUCCCAGCUAUGCCGGCUAUGCUGAUCUCGAUUGGAAUGACUAUCGACGCGCCGAGAAGCGUUUUCUGGACACCUCAAGGGAUCCCGAAUUAUUUGGCAUUGAGCAUGGCAAUGAUGCCGUUGCCGAUAACGAUAUCGAUAUCAAUAUCGAUAACAUUGUCAUGGCCGAGAAGUUGGAGGAGCAGCAACAGCUACAGCAGCAACAACAACAGCAACAACAACAGCAAUUAACGUCACCACAAAAGCGUCACAUUGGCGCCGUUUAUCGAUCUGGCUUUCUGCCCAGUUACCGUUAUCUGCGCAGCCCCACCGGAAGCACCGGAGGUGGCUAUGGCGGCGCCGGGGGUCGCUUUAGUCGAUCGGGACGUGCCAGGCAAUUUGUCGAGUACUACCCCCAACACGAGCGACUGCGUCAACCAAUCGCAGCCGUUUGUAAACGAUGUUUCCUACCCAAUCGACCGAUGAUGAACUGGAGCGGUGCUGGCAUACGUGGUCGUCUGUCCAAAAUCUAUGAGGAUCCCAUUGAGACGGCCAGCUCCUCGGCGGCAGCAGCUGCACGUCAUCGCAGUAUUUCAACUAAUUCUCUGCCAAGUGGCCCAGCCAGCUCUCGCACCCCAUCUUAUCCACCCUUCCACUCGUGGGGCACUCCGCCGCGUAUAACAGCACUGCAACGAGGCGUCAAUCGACGCAACGGUGAGUCCAUGGACAAGUACGAUUACUAAACA